CCAAAGACCAAGAGAUCUCGGGAUUACCAACUUGGAUAAGCCACAAACCUCCUCCAUUGUACUAUUAUAAACGGAAUCAAAAUCAAGGGCUUUCAUCAAAAACGGUUCCCCACCAAAGCGGCGAGAGCGAAACUAAAGUGAAAAGCAAACCGACUAAUUGAAGUGUCUGUCUGUGUCUCGCAAACGUGCAAAGGAAACAAACAAAACGGAAUAGCCAACAUAUCACAAAAAGAGCCACCGCACAAAAUAUUUAUAAAUAAAUAAAUACAUACCCACCGACGACAACUACGGCAACAGUAACAAACGGCUAACCAAUAUAAAAGCCCGGCAUUAACAUUUAGUCGUGCCAGUUUGUUUAUUUUUUAUAUACGCAAAGCGCCAUAAAAAAACACAGAUCAACAAUAACAACAGUAAAAACACGGCGAAAUAGAAACAAAGUUGUAGCAAUAAGAAAAUCGGUAUAAGCCGCCACCGAUACGCCGAUCUCCUGCUGUAUUAUAAUCCCCGACGCAGACGGUCGCCGUCAAUAGAAUAUUUCUAAUUAUAUACCCACCACCUGAUUAACAUCAAGAUGAUGAUGAUGACACCUAUGUGGAUAGCGCUGCUCAAAGUCCUGGUGCUACUCAUCUCCUUAUUUACAGCGAUAGUUUAUAUCAAUAUCGAAAUAUUGAAGCGACAAGAGGCCGAGUUGAAGGCAGCGAAAGCAGAGAGAGACUAUAAUGCCCUAUUGGCAUCCACGCAGGGAGCCGGAUGUAAACAUUCCCAGUACGAGGCCAAGGAUUAUGAUGGUGUCAUCAGAGAGCUUUUUACAGUAACCAAUGAAACAGGAGUUGUCCUUUUUAAUACAACGACCGCGGACAGUGCACCCUUCAUGCCCAUACCCACCAAGCGGGGCGAUCCGCAUUUGCCCCAGAAUCAGAAUCAGAAUCAGAGACCGAAUCAAAAUCAAUCCCCGAACCGCCAUUACAAUCAGUAUCACAGCCUGAGCCAGCCAGAUCAAUACUUCAAAGUGCAGCGCUCCCCGGACGGCAAGCUGAAUCUGGUCUUUAACGAUACGUUCGUCUCUUUGCAGGAGUCGAACACCGAGGUGCAAUCGGAUCAGGCUAAUCAUCCCCCUCGCCGCCCAAUGGACUCCUUUGUCUUUCCCGAUUCCCCCCUAGUCGCUAAUCGGUCGCAACAAUCCCUGGUAAAUGGGACAAAUGAGCCCUGCAGCAAUAGCAAGGAUUCGUCCAAGACCUUCUGCACGGAAGUGGACGACUAUCCGGACCUAUCCAAGUUGAAGGCCAAGCUGGACAAGUUCGCCAAGUUCUUUGUGAGCGACUUUCUGCCCACGGACGUGAGCUCCCGCGUGGGGGAUUAUGACAAGGAAGAGAAGUUCCUCUGCAAGAGCACCAGGCGGCUAAUGUAUCCGAAAAAGGGACAAAAGACGGACAAAACCUGGCAGUUGAUCGUGAAUAACGAUGAGUUCAAGCAGGGCAUACAGAUCGAGGAGUGCGACGGAGAUGGAGUACCCUGUGAAUAUGCCAAAAACUUUCCGAAUAAUUAUCAACCGAUCUGCAAGCAGCACUAUAUGCAGCAGACCCUGGCCAGCAUUGAGAAUGAAGGCGAACUGGACGUGGUGCAGCAGACCUUCCUGAUCCCUUCAUGCUGCAAAUGUGCAAUAAGAGUGAUAAACUGAAUUUGCAGAAUGGGGGUUCUCCAGUCGAUGGCUGCGUAAAUGUGAUUUUGAGCAUCAGCAUCAUUCACCCACCACAGGAUGGCAGGCCAAACUGUCCAGGGGUCGUUGAUUUAUUUUAUAAUCUGCACACAAAAUACAUUUGUAAUCUGCUCUCGAAUGCAGAAUCCACUUAGACUAAUGUGCAUAUUAAUUUAGAAUUUUAAAUCGAGUCACUCUGUAACCAUAUUCGUGUCAUAUAUUCGUUUUUGGCUUCCUCGUCUAAAUGUCUAAGCUAGAAAUGCAUGCAACUAGUUUUAGUAAACACAAAAAAAAAACCACAACUAUCUAAAAAAUGUAUGUUAAAGUGAAGAUAAUUAUAAUAAAUGUAUGCAAGUACAUGCCAGCAAAGUAAA
Molecule: messenger RNA, 2070 nt
Organism: Drosophila takahashii
Lineage: Eukaryota; Metazoa; Arthropoda; Insecta; Diptera; Drosophilidae
Gene: spz
Product: Spaetzle domain-containing protein
Biological process (GO): central nervous system formation; innate immune response
Cellular component (GO): extracellular region
Molecular function (GO): Toll binding; growth factor activity
Source: RefSeq, a predicted model, not a curated record